AUGAGCACAUGUUUGGGACUGGAGUUCUUGGGAACUCCAGGACAGUGGGCACGCUACCUCCGCUGGGACGCCAGCACCCGCAGUGAUCUAAGGUUUCAGAUUAAGACUGCCUCCCCUGAUGGAGUACUGCUUUACUUUGACGAUGGGGGCUACUGUGACUUCCUGCUGCUGUCUGUGGUGGAGGGCAGGCUGCAGUUGCGAUUUAGUAUUGACUGUGCAGAAACCAGUGUGGUCUCAGACAAGCGACUGGACGACAACCUCUGGCACUUUGUGAUGUUGAGCCGGUACAACCUGCGCACCGUGGUGGCUCUGGACGGGAUGGCCAAGGCAGACGAGGUGCGGCCUCAGAGGCAGCUGAUGAAGAUCGUCAGUGACCUGUUCGUAGGAGGGGUUCCUCAGGACAUCCGUAAUGGGGCCCUCACCCUGCCCACAGUCAGGAGCAUGUCUCCAUUCAGAGGAAGCAUCAGUGAACUUAAGUAUGGGAACAGUGCCCCUCUAAUGCUGGGAAGCCUCAAAGUCCCCCUGGAAACUGAAGGCCGCUGUUCUGUGAACCUCUGUGAGAACGGAGGCAGCUGCUCUGUGGUGGACGGACAGCCAGUGUGCGACUGCUCCAAAACUCCGUACAUGGGCCGCUUUUGCAACCAAGUUGUGCUCAGUGCUCCUGGCGGACACCUCUGCAGUUGGGAGAAUGCACUGUACUUCUGUGCUGGAGAUGAGAUCAGCCCUAGGGAUCCGCUGAGUGUGCAGAACAUGCAUAUGGCUGUGCUGUGUGCCAGCCCUCUGCAUGACCUCUCCAGAGUGUGA
Molecule: messenger RNA, 804 nt
Organism: Knipowitschia caucasica
Lineage: Eukaryota; Metazoa; Chordata; Actinopteri; Gobiiformes; Gobiidae
Source: the annotation of a GenBank genome assembly